Sipha flava (yellow sugarcane aphid) is the source of this 1597-nucleotide messenger RNA. It is a transcript of the gene fbl, whose product is annotated as pantothenate kinase 1. The record is from RefSeq and is a predicted model, not a curated record. Gene Ontology annotation, molecular function: ATP binding; pantothenate kinase activity. Gene Ontology annotation, biological process: coenzyme A biosynthetic process. The coding region runs from base 86 to 1312 and encodes 408 amino acids. Gene Ontology annotation, cellular component: nucleus; cytosol. The transcript has 10 exons. NCBI's taxonomy places the organism in Eukaryota, Metazoa, Arthropoda, Insecta, Hemiptera, Aphididae.
UUUAGCGCGAAAACAUUACGACUGCGUAGAACGUCUAGAGUCUUGCAUCUGUUCGUCUGUUACCUGAUGGCCUUAACCGAAAUGAAUGGUAUUAACCAUGGGUCCAUAUACUUGUAAAGAGUGUUCAGCAUUACAAAUUAUGGAACAGAGCCACACCACAGUGAUUUCAAAUUCUUUGACUAAUGGCAUAUCAAUACGUAAAAGCCAUUUUAAUGGUAUUAUUCCACCUAUGCCAUGGUUUGGUAUGGAUAUCGGAGGGACACUCUCAAAACUCGUAUUUUUCGAACCAAAAGAUGCGAUUUCAGAAAAAACUGAAGAUGAAACUCAACUCAUGUCCAAUGUUACUAAAUAUUUGACGAAAAAUUCUGCCUAUGGAAAAUCAGGACACAGAGAUGCACAUCAACAGAUGGACAAUGUGAAAAUUUGUAAUAGGAUAGGUACUUUGCACUUUAUCAGAUUUCCAACUAGUGAAAUGAACAAUUUUUUGGAACUAGCCAAAAGAAAAGGUAUGGCAGCAAGUGUAUCUACAGUUUGUGCUACUGGUGGUGGAGCUUUCAAAUUUGAAGAAAAUUUCAAAAAUGAAUUAAAUUUGAAGUUAUGCAAAUGUGAUGAAUUAGAUAGUUUGAUUCGCGGCUUAUUAUUUACAGUAGCUUCCAAUAAUAAUGAAUGUUACUUUUGGUCUCAAUGUACUGAAGAUGAACAGUGUUCAACUCAAGAGUAUACAUUCCAGUAUAAUAAAUAUCCAUUUAUCGUAGUAAAUAUAGGAUCUGGCGUAAGUGUUUUGGCAGUUUAUGGUCCAAAUAAUUAUAAAAGAAUUUCUGGAACCAGUAUAGGAGGUGGUACAUUUUUGGGAUUAUGUAGUUUGUUAACUGGAUGCAAUACAUUUGAGGAGGCUAUUGAAUUGGCUGCUAAUGGUGAUAAUACAAAAGUUGAUAAAUUGGUGCGUGACAUAUAUGGUGGUAGUUAUAGUCGAUUUGGUCUGCCUGGAGAAUUAGUAGCUAGCAGUUUUGGUCAUAUGAAUUCUAAAGAGAAACGGGCACAGGUUUCCAGAGAAGAUUUGGCUCGAGCAACUUUAGUUACCAUUACAAACAACAUUGCAUCAAUUGCAAGGAUGUGUGCAUUAAAUGAAAGAAUUGACAGAGUAUGCUUUGUUGGUAACUUUUUGCGAGUGAACCCAAUAUCAAUGAAGUUAUUAUCACAUGCAAUGGAUUAUUGGUCGAAUGGUUCACAAAAAGCUAUAUUUUUAAAUCACGAAGGUUACUUUGGUGCCAUUGGAUGUUUGUUAUCAUUUGAUGAGCGGUAUAAAGACUAAAAAGUAAUUUGUUGAAUGAUUUAACCAUUCAACACAUUCCACAUUGCCAAUCCAUUUUGAUUUCAGCUGGUUGUGGGUAGUGUAUUAUGAAUGAAUCAAAAUAUUUAUUUGUAUUUACUCUGACCUGGAUAGUAAUUAAUAUUAAUUUAUUUUAUAUUUAAGACAGCAUUGCAGUCAACAAAUCUCAUUGAUAAUUAAUUUUGGUGAUGUGUUUAUUUUUAAUUUACGAGAAAAAAUAUUAGUCUAUUGGUAUAAUUAGUUACCUGUGCUACAUAUUUAAUUGUU